Paramecium sonneborni is the source of this 1515-nucleotide messenger RNA. Lineage: Eukaryota; Ciliophora; Oligohymenophorea; Peniculida; Parameciidae. The record is from the annotation of a GenBank genome assembly.
AUGAGGAUAAAUACUUUUGUUAUUUAGAGUUUUUCUAAAUUUCUAUAAUCUAAAGACAAAACUUAUUAUAAAUAUGGUCUUGUAGAUUGUUAACUAAAUGGUGUUACUUUUCAAUUUAAAACUCCAUAAUUUAAUGAAAUUGCCAAAUCAUAUUAUUAAGCAUUUUAAAAUAUGCAUAAUGAAGAAUAUUAAAAAUUAAAUCAAGAAUUAAUCUAAUAUAUCAAUCCUGUAUUUAUUUAGGAUGUAUCACAAAUUAUGAAUCAUUUUAAUAUUUUAGAUUUGUAGGCAUGGUAAAAUCUGGUUGUACAAAUAUCAAAUAACAUUGAAACUAUUACCUUAACUGAAAUUAAUAUAACACUUAAACAAUUAUUAAUGUUUUUGAAUAAGAAGUUCCGUAUGGUUGAAACUCCCUUUCAAAAAUAUCAUUAUAGUGAAUAUGAUUUAACACUAGUGUUGAAUGAGUAAUAAUUAUUUACUAUUCUUAAUCAAAUGAAAUUUAAUCCAACUGAUAUUAAUGUUUAUAUUGAGUCCUUUACUUCACUAAUUAAUAUAUUUUUUAAAUUUAGUAGAGUAUAACCUAUAUCAUUCUUUGAUGUCUAUGAAAUUGUGAGAAAUAAAUUGUAAAUUGUAUUAGAUAAUCAUCUAAAUUAAUUAAAUCUUAGUAAUUUAAUUACAUUGUAUUAAAGUUUCGGAUCAGAAUCACAGAUCAUUGAAUAAAUUAUUCAAAGACUAGGAGAAUAACAAAUUAAUAUCACUCAUUAGGAACUAGAUAGAAUUCUAGAAAUAUGGAAAGCUAAAGGAUUUAUUGAUUAAAAUUUAUUUCAAAUUUUAAAAUCGGAGAUUAUUUAUUAAGUUUAAUUUAAUCAAUAAUAUUAUUAAAAUAAGGUUUUUUAAAGAAUAUUUGCUUUGAUUUAUGCAAAUAUUAAAGAUAAAGAUAUCUUAAAUAUAAUUUAAGCAAAACUAUUAGCUUCAACUGAUUUGCUUCAAACUAAGAAUAUUUCAUUCCAAAAUGUAUUAUUUUAUAUAUUAUCUAAGGGUUACUUAACUUGUAUUAAAAUUCUAAAACUACGUAAUCCUGAAUUAAAAUUACCUGAAAUUUAAAUGAAACCUAAGAUUGUAAGUAAAAAGAUGUAGAAAUCCUUAUAAGAAAAUAUAUUAAUCAAUUUUACCAAAUAAUAUAUUGAAAAAUUAGACGAAAAUGUUUAGAUUAAAAUAGAUGCUCAGUGUUGGAUAUAUUUGAUAGAUAUAGCAUUAAUUUUUUAAGAUUCUAAAAUAGCUUUUGAAUUAUCAGGUUCAGUUUAUUUUAGAGAUAAAACUCUGACUGGGAAAAAAUUAGCCAAAAAAGAAAUUAUGAUUUCUGAAGGUUGGAAACCUAUUUUCCUUGGCAAUUAAGAAAAGAUUUUGUUCAACACUUUCAGUUUCAAUUAACAACAAUUACCAGAAUAAAUAGAGAAUUUAUUUGAUAACUUAUUUUAAGAAGCAUUAGGAAGAAAACUAUAAAAAAAAUAAAAAUGA